AUGGCCACAGAUCCGGGCCCGGGGCAUGGUGCCGGUGGCUGCGGCAGCCGCGAACGCAGCAGGAGCCCUCAAGGUGGCAAAGGCACCGUGGAGGCCUUUGCGGGCGAUGCUCCCGAAGGCGCAGAGGCGAAGAUCCAGGUUUCUGCCUGUCCAGCCCCUGCGAAUGGCACUGCUGGUGGUCCUGGUGUGCUGCCGGGUGGUUCAGUGGCGCCGUGUUCACCCUGCGGACCCUGCAUGGGCCAAUGCCCAACUGGACCGUGCAUGGUGAACCCCAUGCUGCAGAUGCAGCAGAUGCAAAUGAUGCAGAUGCAGCAGAUGCAGCAGAUGGUCGGCAUGGGGAUGAUGAUGGGCAACAUGUUCAACAUGAUGGGCACCGUGCCCAGUGUACCUGGAGUGCCUGCGGUACCUGGCGUGCCUUCGGUGCCCAGCUUCGACCCCAUGACCCUCAUGGGUGCGACCCCGCAUGCCGAGGAGGACGAGGAGGCUACUUGCUACUUCAGCUUCCCCAAGGAGAGCCCAAUAAUUUUUCAUUGCCUCGCGCCUGCUCUUCAGGAGGUGGAUAUUCCUCCAGGCCCGUCCUCGACGGUCGGCCACCCAAAUUACCGCCCUCCGGAUGCCGAGCAGACCCUUGCCUCCUUGGAAUUGAUUCCCGGCAUCACCGACAAACGGUUUGAAGGCAAGAUUCGACUGUGGUGGGAUUCGAAGGGCCACGGCUUAAUUGAAUGCGAGGAGGUCCGACUCAAGUUUCCGGGCCAAGACGGCGUGUUCCUGCACGACAGCCAGAGAAGGCACUUCAAAAAAGGUGACGAGAUCACCUUUGCAGUGCCCGCGAUCUCUGCAUCCGCCGGUUGGGCUCUGAGCAUCCCUGUGUCCUUGAGCAGUCUAGCUCGCAAAUCGCCCAGAACCUGCUUAGACCUCUUCGAACUCCAUGUGCCACAACAUGUUAUCAUGAAGAUCUUGAAGGUGGCGCUGAUUCACGUGUACAAUGGGGCCGACGGCAGCAAGCUAGAGGUCCUGCGACGGGCGGUGGCGAGGCAGCCAGCCAGCUUCGUCUUCGUUGGGUUUACCCGCGCUCUUGCCGGCGCUCGCUUAGUGAAAUUGCAGGGGGUGGAAUUCUAUGCCUUCACAGCUCCACGUGACGGCAUCAUCCAGGUGGCUGUUUGGCGGCGCCUGGGUGAUGUUGUUGCCGCCGGUUACAGGCGACCUGGCGAGUCGACACCUAUCACGGUGCGGGCGGUCGGCGCCGGGGACUCACUCAGCCCAGGGAGGAUCGGUGCUCGCGUCGGCCCCCUUGCUGACCUGUACCAGCGGAAGGAGUUUGACAGGAGUGCGUUGGUAUACUGGGAAUCCUUUUGGGUGCCGACCUCCUUUGCAGGUGCCAAAAACUCAGCUGCCAAGAUCUGGUGCGGAGCACCAAAAGCUGGCGUUGCCGAGGCACAAAGACAUGGCCCAGAUGCAGCGCAGGCAGCCAAAACAGAGGACACCGGGACGGCCCUGACGAAGGCAGAGGCCUUCUCAGAGAUCUACCGCAGGCCCUUGCACCGUGACGUAGCCCUGCAUAUUGUCCCGCAUUACAUGCGUGAUGUUGUCCUGGGCGACAUCAAUCCUCAGAUGGGUUGCAGGCGAGAUGGCAAGGUCUCGGUGUACUCCAAGGACUUAGCCGCUGAAGCAGCUCCCAGAGAUCGCGCCUCCGUGUUGGCGGGUGCUCAGGAUGCCCUAUUCUCUGCUCCAAGUGCAGAGGUGCGGCAACAAGACUCGCUGCUGGAAGGUGACGAAGACGGCAGCGAGCGAUGGGAGGAGAAUGGCGGAGAGUACAUUGAAGAGGAUCACCCAGAAGAGGAUCCCGAAGACGACGAGGCCGUUUACCUCUCAGAGGCAUAUCGAGAAUGGGAAGUGCACUAUCUCAGACGGCUGGCCAUGAGGAUCCAUCGGCUUUUGACCCUGGAGCUCGACCGAGCCGAAGAGGCUUUGUUUGCCGUAUUCGUCCAGCAUGAUGCCAACCUGGAUGGCCGCGUCCGGGGAGAUGAGGCCACCAAGCUGCUGCAGGCAAUUGAGAGCUGUGCUCCUGGGAGCACAGAGGAGAGUACUCCCCAGAAGAAGGAUGGAUCCAUCUCGCUCGUUUCGCUGCUGCGGUGGUACAGCGGCUCCAAUGGGUCUGAGCAGAAGGCCUCCUCCUACAGCUUCGGCGCAGCCACGUUGCUGACUGGUCUGCUGGGUUCCGGCGUCGUUGGCUGCGAUGCGCGGCUUCAGGGACUCGACUGGCUGUCUCUGCGCAGAAAUGUCAUGGGAUACCGAAGAAUCUACAGUCAGCUGCGCGAGCUGAAGGAGGAGCGGAUGCUGACGCUAAUCAUGGAGAAAGAGAGUCAAACUGGGCUGUUGGAGACGAUGCCCGAGUACUACAAGCUACUCGCAAAGGAGUUCGAGGGUGACAUGGAGCUACUCUUCGAACUCUUCUGUGAGGUCGAUGAGUCCAACAAUCUCCUCCUGGAAGAGCGGGAGGUGGAGAUCAUGCUCCGCAAGAUGGACACGGUUGCAACGCCGGAAGAGCUUCGGCGAUACGUGGCCGAAAUCAACCUUACUGAUGGACCGCUUUCGUUCCAGUCCCUCAUAGACUGGUGGGACCAAGCCCGGACUGUGCCCAACAGCCUGGUCUCCGAGAAGGGCAGCGCAUUGGUUGCUAGCAUCAAGGGGCGCGCCUACGCUGCCACAGUCGCUGGUCUCUUUGGAGACACUGCAGUGCAGAGGCGCUGGGAGCAGGCUGAUGCUGAAGGCACUCUGCAGGCCUUGCGGCAGGCCUACUGCCGGACAUGGCGAGAAGUGCGAGAAUACAAAGCCGAGCGCGAUCUGAGAAGGGCUGAAACUGAAUGUGCCCAGCUGUAA
This is a messenger RNA of Symbiodinium natans, 2880 nucleotides long. NCBI's taxonomy places the organism in Eukaryota, Dinophyceae, Suessiales, Symbiodiniaceae. The record is from the annotation of a GenBank genome assembly.